AUGUUUUUUUGCGGCAUUUAUUAUGGUAUUCAAGAACCAGGAUUGGUAAAAGCUCUCGGAACUAUUUUUCCAAAAGCAUCUAAAGUCAAUCAACAUGGACAGAAUGCAUAUAAUUUGGUUAUGAAUGCUUUUGCAACAGUUAAUAUUCGUCGUGCAAAUCAGCAUAGGGAUAAAAAUUCAUCUUGCAUUUUUCACUUUCGAGAUAUGGAAGAAAUUUACAGUGUACGUGAUGCUAUCGAAACUUUAUAUCCCAAUGCCUUUUGCAUUCCACCUUCCUACAAUGCUUAUCUUCUUGAUGCUCAGCUUACACCAAUUGGAACGGCCUGGUAUCUUUACAAGACAGGGGGGAUGUUAAAAUUGAUUUUGCAAAGGACAUGCGAAUACUUGAUCAAGAAAUUAACUGAACUUUGUCCCGAAUGCAUCACAAAUGUUUGCAAUGCUAUAGAUAUUAGAGUUCUUGUUACCUCUGCAGAUUUUGUAGGAUCGUUUACGCCUUCCUAUGUUAAAGCAAGUGUUGGAGACACUAUAAUAUUUGUAAAAAAUCAAUAUUCUACCGGUGACUUUCUAAUUGUCGAAGCUGAUGAGAGGGGAUCUUGUGUAAGAUCUACAAGGCCUGACGCAUAUUCUGCAACAUUAUCAGACACCAAAACACAAGCCACAUUAGAAAUUACAAAGGCUGGCACAUUUUUUUUCUUUGAUGCAGUUAGUCAGAGGUGUACAAAUGGUGCUCGGUGUGAAAUUAAUGUCAACGGUGGAUCUCCUUCCGCUGCUCCUUCCUCUCCAGAUAGCAGCACACCAAAUGUCGGGCUUAUCGUUGGAGUUGUUGGUGGCAGAUCAAGGGAACUGGAAGAAAAACGUAUUAACAAAGAAAUGGCAAAUAUUAGAUCAAAAUUUAAAGAUGGAAAUCUUAAUGGGUAUCAAAAAAAGAAAUAUGUAUGCAAACUUUUAUAUAUGUAUAUUCUUGGAUGGGAUAUUGAUUUUGGACAUAUGGAGGCAGUGAAUUUAAUAUCCAGUAAUAAAUAUAGUGAAAAACAAAUAGGGUACUUGGGCGUGACACUUUUAAUGCAUGAAAAUAGUGAUUUGACAUACCUUAUUAUCAAUUCAAUUCGUAAAGAUCUUGCUGAGGUUAAUGAAAUAUACAAUUGUCUUGCUUUACAUGCUAUCGCUAACAUUGGUGGUAGGGAGAUGGCUGAAACUUUAACACCAGAUGUUCAUAGACUUUUAUUAUCCCAUGAUUCCAAAAGUUUUGCAAAAAAGAAAGCUGCAUUAACACUUUUACGUCUAUAUAGGAAACAUCCAGAUGUAAUUCCUGCUGUGGAUUGGGCUGAAAGGAUAAUUAUAUUAAUGAAUCAAGAAGAUUUGGGUGUUAGUUUAUGUGUUACUAGUUUAGUGAUGGCAUUAGCACAAGACAAUUUGGAUGCUUAUCAAAGUUGUUAUGCAAAAGCUGUAGAUCGUCUAUCAAGGAUUAUUGUCAAGAAAGAAUACACACAAGAUUAUGUUUAUUAUAAAGUUCCAGUUCCAUGGUUACAAGUUAAACUUCUUAGGCUGUUGCAAUAUUAUCCAGCUUCAGACGACCUUGAAGUUCGAAUCAAAUUACAUAAUGUUUUACAAACAAUUCUUAAUAAUUCACAAGAUACACCAAAGAAUGUUCAGCAUAGUAAUGCACAAAAUUCUGUCUUGUUUGAAGCCAUCAAUCUAGCAAUCCAUUUGGACACCGAGUCCCAAAUUGUCAAUCAAGCUGUAGUACUUUUAGGCCGAUUUAUAACAUCUAAAGAAACAAAUCUUAGAUAUCUUGGUCUAGAAACAAUGGCACAUUUGGCUGCGUGUGUCGAUUCAUUGGAACCAAUUAAACGACAUCAGGACACUAUUCUAUCAUCAUUACGAGAUAAGGAUAUAAGCGUUAGACGAAGAGGUUUAGAUUUAUUGUAUAGUAUGUGUGAUGUAACGAACGCUAAAAUCAUUGUUGCCGAGCUAUUGAAAUUCCUUAAUGCUGCUGAUUAUGCUCUAAGAGAAGAAAUGGUUCUUAAAAUAGCCAUAUUAACUGAAAGAUUUGCAACAGAAUAUCAAUGGUAUGUAAAUGUCAUUUUGCAACUUAUUAGUACUGCGGGAGACCAUGUUGGCAAUGAGGUUUGGUAUCGUGUAAUACAAAUAGUUACAAACAACGAAGAACUUCAAGAAUAUGCGGCUAAAACAAUCUUAGUUUAUUUGAAAUCUCCAAAUUGUCACGAAAUAUUAGUCAAAGUUGGUGGAUAUAUCCUCGGUGAAUUUGGUCAUCUAAUUGCUAGUAUUCCUGGUGCAAGUCCAAUAGAACAAUUUCAUGCUAUCCAUACCAAAUUUUCACUGUGCACCCUCAAAACAAGAGCUUUACUGAUGACAACUUAUUUAAAGUUCACCAAUCUUUUUCCAGAGAUUAAAGGUGAAAUAUUAACAGUAUUUCAUCAAUACUGCCAUGUUCUAGAUUCUGAACUACAACAACGCGCGUCAGAAUAUUUAACAAUUGCUACAAUGCCAACUAACGAUCUUCUACAAACCAUAUGCGAGGAAAUGCCACCAUUCCCUGAAAGAGAGUCAGCAUUAUUAUCAAGGUUACAUCAGCAACAUGCACAUACAGAAGACAAAAGGACUUGGAGUAUUCUCAUUAAGGAUACAACUAAAGAUAAACUAUCGCUUAAGAGCAGUUUUGGUAAAUUUACUAAUGGGAGUUUUGAUAAACCAGAGGAGCUUUUACUUAUAACAGGUCUUGAAGGAUUAGAUUUUUCUGAAUCGUCAAAAUCAACUUUAUCUCAAUCACCAACAAAUACUGAACUAAUAACGAAUGAUGUUGGAAAAUGGUUUAGUAAAUUAUUAUAUAAUUCAGAAGGCGUUCUCCAUGAAAAUUCUUUACUGCAAAUUAAUUGGAAAUCCGAGUAUCAAACACAUCUUGGUAAACUUGGGAUCUAUUUUAGAAAUAAAACAAAUUCAAAUAUAACUUCGUUCACCAUAUCAAUUGAUCAUAUUGAGGAUCUCGUAAUAAAUUCCCCUCAUCCGCCAAGAACAACCAUAGAGCCAAAUAAUCAAAUUCAACAUCAUCUCUACGUAGAAUGUCAAAAUAUUUUUCUUGGUAUACCAAACAUUAGGGUGUCUUUUUUCCAGUCAGACGUAUUAAAUAAUUUAGUUUUAAAAUUGCCUAUUGUAUUAACAAAAUUCAUGGAACCUAUUCAACUCAAUAAAAGACAGGUUGUUUUUAAAUCAAAUGUACCAAUAAAUUGUCAAAAAAUCCGGGAUCUAAUUUCAGGAUUUAGAUUUGGUGUAUUAGAAAACAUAGAUCCUAAUCCCAAUAACAUAGUAGGCGCUAGUUUAUUGAACACUUCAAAAGGUGGUUUGAUUGGAUGCUUGCUUAGAUUGGAACCUAAUCUUGAUGCGCAGAUGUUUCGUUUAACAAUUCGUACAACAAAUAAAAUAGUUACUAACGAACUUUAUACGUUGUUGGAACCAAAAAUUGCCAGCGAAGGUUUGUAA
Entrophospora candida is the source of this 3498-nucleotide messenger RNA. Lineage: Eukaryota; Fungi; Glomeromycota; Glomeromycetes; Entrophosporales; Entrophosporaceae. The record is from the annotation of a GenBank genome assembly.